Danio aesculapii is the source of this 5914-nucleotide messenger RNA. RefSeq names its product centrosomal protein 170Bb (gene cep170bb). The transcript is spliced from 20 exons. The record is from RefSeq and is a predicted model, not a curated record. The coding region runs from base 181 to 5301 and encodes 1706 amino acids. Lineage: Eukaryota; Metazoa; Chordata; Actinopteri; Cypriniformes; Danionidae. Gene Ontology annotation, molecular function: protein binding.
CACUGACGAGCCUACGACCUUUUAACUGGAUUUCAUAGAAUAACAUCUUGUGGCUGAGGAUGCGCAUAUAAUAUUAUAUCGUAGAUAUUGCGGAAAGCAAGAAGAACACGUUUCAUUGGUUUCUUUGGGAGAGAUCAGUGCGUCUGUAGGAUGCGAAAGAGAUUUCUUUGAGAAACAAAGAUGAGUGUGACAUCGUGGUUUCUGGUCAGCAGUUCUGGUACUCGUCACCGUCUGCCUCGGGAAAUGAUCUUUGUUGGCCGGGAGGACUGUGAGCUCAUGCUGCAGUCUCGGAGUGUAGAUAAACAGCAUGCUGUUAUCAACUAUAACCCUGCCACAGAUGAGCACCUCGUCAAGGACCUUGGAAGUUUGAACGGGACUUUUGUCAAUGACUUGAGAAUUCCCGACCAAACAUAUAUAACGCUCAAGCUGUCAGACAUUGUUCGUUUCGGAUAUGAUUCACAUGUGUAUAUUCUUGAGAGGAGUCAACAUAAAGUCCCUGAGGAAGCACUCAAGCAUGAGAAGUACACCAGUCAGCUACAGAUGGGCAUAAAAUCUGAAGAGGGAAAACAGCAGAAUGUGCAAGAAGAAAAGUGUAAAUUAGAGCGCUCCGAUCGUAAGAGUCUCACAGAGUCCCCUGUACCCCGACCAACACCAUUGUAUGGCCAGCCAUCAUGGUGGGGUGAGGAGGACUCUGGGAACAUGGAAAACAGUGAAGUACGAAGGUCAAGUGACAAUCAUUCAGACCUAACCAAGGAGAUCCACACAGCCGAGGAUGAUUUUAACCUUCAGGAGAUCCAUGAUGGUCAGGCAAAGUCAACCUACCUGUACAACAGAGAGCCCAGCUAUUUUGAAAUUCCAACCAAGGAGUUUCACGUGCAACACAAGUCCCCAACGACAGACUUGAUUGACAUCCCAACCAAAGAUACAAAUGUUUCUCUGAUCUCUACACCUCCAGUUGUCCAAAGUCACGCUUCUUUUACUAUCGAGUUUGAUGAUUGCAUGCCAGGCAAGAUUAAAAUCAAAGAUCAUGUGACCAAGUUCUCGUCCCGUCAACGUAGCAAACAGCAGCAGCCCGGUAAAACUUUGGCAGCCACUCCCACAGAGGUAUUGUCAGCCGAGAGCAAGGUGGCAGAUUGGCUUGUGCAGAGUGAUGUCAGCAUGAUGUGCAGGAGGACACCCUGUGAGGACGUAUACAGCACUAAGAGUGACUUGGCGAUGCAUAUUCGGACACUCAAAGGACACCAUCAUGACGACGGAACCCAGAGUGAUUCUGAAGACCCUGUGAUGAAAGAAAAAUGCAGCAAGUCACAUCAUUCCAUGCAAUCAGUACAGUCAUACCAGUCAACUCAAUCAAAGACAUCCGAACCAUCAGAAUCACUUUUGUCCCAGCAGUCUGUCUUAUCACAAAAAUCUCAUCAUCCUCAAGCACUCUCACAACACAAACACCACCAAGGAAAGCUCGAUGAAGGUGAAGAUCCUCCCAUCCAAGAAGGCUCCUCUCCUCCUCGGACAGAGGUCGAGCCCAGUCACACUGAGCCUCACACUCAACAGGCCUUCAUUAUAGAGUUUUUUGAUGAUAAUCCCAGAAAGAAGCGAUCGCAAUCCUUUACCCACAAUUCUGUGCAUGCGGACUCCUACUCUGCACUGAAGGCCAAACUAGAGAGGCGCAAAGGUCUGGCUCAUGGAGAAAGACCCGCCUCUGUGCAUGGACAUGUUCCUCCAACCCAGCAAAUCACUGUUCCCCUGAAAGGAGCGAGCCAUGGAGGUUCACAGCGAUCAAGCUCACUGAAAAGGGAGAAGACAGAAGACACUGGGAGCAGCUCAUCCCUAUUAGGGAUCUCCUCUCGCUCCUCACCAACUAUCACCAUAAAGCCUUUUGGAAGUAUGGGCAAAAAUUCUAGACUAGCUCAGGAAUUUACGGAAGAAUUCUCCAAGGAUACAGGAAAUAAUUUUUUGCCACCUAAGUCUGCUCCACCAGUGAUGAUGUCCCCAUCACACACUCCUUCAUCCUCCCCGGCAGAGACCUCUGGACACGUAUCUGUAUCAUAUCCAUCUUCUCCAUGCCAGCACUCUGCAUUACCCCAGUCUCUACUCUCAGCAUCAACGCCCGUCUCGGCCCCUUCCCACAUCCCUGGAAGGAGUCCAGUUUUUAGUGCCUCCCCAGUCUGCUCAUCGGUUCCCCAAGUUUCACCACAGGUAGUUAGUUGUGUUGAAACUAAGGCAACAAGGGUGACGCGAACCGAAGAGGAAGACAGUCUGAGUGAUGCUGGUACCUACACAAUUGAGACUGAGUCACAAGAUAAGGAAGUAGAAGAAGCUAGAAGUAUGAUUGACCAGGUAUUUGGUGUUUUAGAUGCGCCGGAAUACAGUGGUCAGACUGUUGGAGUUUAUAGGCCUGUGAUUGAUGAUGGGGACAACGAGCAGCUAUUCUUUAGUCAAAGCCACAGUAAUGCAGCUGAUGUGAUGUCAACACCAUCAUUAGGCCAUGGCAGGGACCAGGUCAUCUCAUUGCAGGCACAUGCUGGUGUAGUAGGGCCUAAAUGGGUUUCACGUUGGGCCAGCCUUGCAGACACUUAUAGUGAUCCUGGGGCUACACAAGGAUCUGUACCAGUUCCACCCCAAAGUGGACCUGCAGAAAGAGAUGACAGAGUGACAUUAAUUAUUGGUCAAUGCUUGGAUAUCUCAGAAUCAGAGGGAAGUCAAAGUUCCAGGACUAGACGGCUACUUCCUCAGGUUCCUCCUGGAGAAAAACUAGAAAACACAACCCCUAGUAUCUUAAUCCGUCAUGAAACAAACUUUGACCAUGAGCCACCAGAGAAAGGUUCCAGAAUGCCACAGCAGCAAGACAACACUCAGAGGCUACGUGUCCAAGAUGAUGUGGACCCAGACAGCCUGAGUGACACCAGCCGUUCAGAUGAUAGCUCUAUUCUUGAUAGAAGUGGUAGGAGCCAAGGAAAACGAGGAACUACAAGACACCCAUCUUCAGAAAAUGUAAACCAUUCCAGAGAGCUGAGAGAGAUGCCACAACCCACUCCCAAACCCACUUCAUUUUAUAUCGGCUCUGAGGAUGGUUUAUCCAAGUCUGAUGUGUCCAAAAGUCCAGUUCUUUCACAGCCAGAAAAAGACUCUGCUUUCAAGAUACCUCCAACUACUGUCUUGAUACGACAUUUGAGUGGCCAUGAGUCUAGACGUCCAGUAAAACCCAACUCAUCAGCCCCAGAUCUUCAAACACAUAACAGGGAUGUGGUGCCCACCAAAGAAAGUUCAACCUCAUUUGUUCGACAGGAGAGUUUUACCAAAGACAGGCCAAGUGAAAACAUUCAAGUCAAGAAACUGCCACAUAUCUCUAGUCAUCCUGCUUUGCGAAGCUUGGAUACAGAGGAGACACUUCAAGAUACAUUAACCUUUCUUAAGGAAGCAGAGAAAUCCUUGGCACCAGAAGAGAAGUUGCCUGGAUGUAAUCAACGAUCAAAAAAAGGAAGCUCUCCUGCACAAGAAGACUCCUUUUCUGGUGACUCAGAUGUGGAUACUGCCAGUACUGUAAGCAUGGUCAGCAGUAAAAAUGCCCCUGUCAGUUCACUUAAGAAGCACACGUCUGCAAAUGACACGGGUAAGGAGAAAUCAUCAUCUGGUUUACCUGCAAAACACAAAGCACGACAACCCACAGCUCGUGAACGACUGUCAGAGAAACGCAAAAAUCAUGCCUCUGCAGAUAAUACCAGUAAAGCUGAACUAAGUCGUCGACUCCAGCUUCGUCGAAGUGCUGGCAACCGUGGUUCUUUAGACCUUUCAGAUAAUCAGCAUGGUCAGCAGCCAUGGCCUGAAGCGGUUGCUUCUGACCAUGAGUCAAGUUCACGGCCAAACAACCGUAAAAAAAUCACUGCUCCCCUGCAGAAGGAGGACCCCAAUAAGGUGACCAAAGGAAGCCAUCAGGUGCUGACCAGAUCCAACAGUCUUUCAGCCCCAAGACCAACACGUGCCUCCAUGCUCCGCCGAGCUCGACUAGGUGAGGCCUCAGAUAAUGAGAGCGCAGAGACAGACCGCGCAUCUCCAAGUUCUGAGCACAGUAAGACAGAAUCAAAAAAACUCUCAAGGCUAGACAUUCUUGCCAUGCCUCGGAAACGCACAAGGUCCUUCACUGUUCCAAGUGACAAUGAGUCAACUUCAAGUAAGCAUGGCAUUUCUAACCGUACCUCAGAAGCAAGUAGCAGUGCAAGGAAAGGUGCUUCAAGUGAGGCGAGGCAUGCUAACAGCAAAGGGACUGCAGCAGCUGGGAAACACUCCUCCUCUCGUACCCAUUCUAACCAAGUUAAACACAGUAGCACAGCUGGCUCCCACCGUAGACAAAGGGAUUCUGACUAUUCCUCUACCUCAGAGGAAGAGUUUGAGACUAAGACCAACUGUAAACAAAAACGGUCCCAUGCAUCAGCUUCAACUCAGACACAGACACCACAGAAGACCGCUCAAAUGAGGCUAAAAUGUGGCUCUUUGGAAACAGAAGAGGAUGAAACUCAGAACGAACACUUCCAGAACUGGUCAACUCAUAGUGCAGAGAUUGCCAGGCUGAGUCAAGAUCUUGCUAAAGAUCUUGCCAUUCUUGCUCGUGAAAUCCAUGAUGUAGCAGGCGAUGGUGAUUCCCAGGCAUCCUCAGGCAUAGGAGCUACCACUUCCCCAGUCUCCAUGCCCAAUACCCCUGCAUCCACUAUCUCAACCAGAGAGGAGAGACCAUAUGCAUCAUUACAGAGUUUCCUGUUACCUCAGCUGGUACAGCAUAUACCCGAGGCAAGUUUGAACUAUCAAAAGGUUCCUCCAGGCUCAACUAGUCCAAUAGACCAGGACUCAAAUAUGAACGACCAUGACAGUUCCAGACGGCGUCCCUGGAACCGUGAAGAGGUAAUACUGGACAAUCUGAUGUUGAAUCCAGUUUCCCAGCUCUCACAGGCUAUCAGGGAGAACACGGAGCAACUAGCUGAGAAAAUGAAAGUUCUGUUUCAUAAUAAAACCGAGGUCUGGGAGGAAAUAGAGGCAAAAAUUAAUGCGGAAAAUGAAGUUCCAAUCAUUAAGACAUCUAAUAAGGAAAUUUCAUCUAUUCUUCAAGAACUGCGAAGGGUCCAGAGACAACUGGAGGUGAUCAACACUAUUGUUGAGCCUGGUGGGAUCCUCAAGAUGCCCCCAAAGGUAACUUCUCCUGGGGGAAAGAUCAAGUCUGCUCCCAAGGAGUUUACCAGCUCCUCUUCUACCAAUGCCAAUGCAAGUGCUAAGCAAGGUCCCAGAGGUUCUGGGGGAGGGCGAUAUGUAUAGGUAAUAUCUGCAAAUCUCUUUGGAGACUCGAAAAGUAUAUUUGUAAAUUAUUGGAAGACUAUAUGUGGUGCUAAUAUGCAUCACAUGUUUGUUUUUUUCAAGACUGGACACACUUUAAGCUAAAGUAGGCAGUAAACAUUUCAAUAUCUGUAAUCAGUGGCUUACUUGAAAGAUUGUCAUGAAUACCAUGUUGUCAUUCAUGAUUGAGUGAAUCAGUCAGUAUUGUGUUGCUGUAUUACCGUACCAGUUCCCACUGGUAUUAUUGUAGCAUUCGAACCAUGGUCAUUGUCAAUCAUGUAAUGCACUUGGCUGCUACAAACCUACAGCAUGACAAAAGGCUGAGUACACAGUACAUGGCACAGCCGUUAGCUUGCUUUGCAGAACAAAUCAUUUGUUUAAGGCAGUCAGUUAAUAGUUGAUAACUGAAUCUUUUUAGUUUUGAGAAAAUGACUACUAAUUCACAGAUAUAGCAAGAUAAAAAGUAAUCAAUAUUUGGCAUAAAUUAUAAUUAAGGCUGAAUUGUGAUCAUACAAUGCAAAAAAACGGUUAAUUAACAGUUUUCUGUAGUUGUGUCCUGUUGUGAUUUAAUGGGUGUUUUCCAGUUAUUUAAGCU